GACGCGGGGCCCGGGCCGGCGGCCGGCGCGCCCCCCCCGCCCGCCCCUGGCUAUUUGGCCGCGCUCGCCGGCGGCGCGGGGCAGAGUCUGCGGCGAGCAGGGCGCCUUCCCGGGCGCGCUCCGGGGCUCGGCUCUCGCGUCCUCCGGCGCCUUCGCCCGCGCCUGCCCGCCGGGAAGGGGCUCGCCCAGGACGUGCGCGGAGGCCGCGGGCCGCGUCCCGGCCGGAGCCGGAGUGGCCGCAGGCGGCGCGGCGGGAGCCGAGUGAGCGCCGGGAGAGGCCGCGCGCGGCCCGCGGCGCGGCGAGGAGGAGGCGGCGGCGGCGGCGGCGGCGCCCGGGCUCGGGCUCGGACUCGGCGCGGCCCGGCGGCCGCGCGGGGCAGCGGCGCGGCGGCGGCGGCGGCGGCCGCAGCGGGGGCCAUGCAGGCGCGCUACUCCGUGUCCAGCCCCAACUCCCUGGGAGUGGUGCCCUACCUCGGCGGCGAGCAGAGCUACUACCGCGCGGCGGCCGCGGCGGCCGGGGGCGGCUACGGCGCCAUGCCGGCCCCCAUGAGCGUGUACUCGCACCCGGCGCACGCCGAGCAGUACCCCGGCGGCAUGGCGCGCGCCUACGGGCCCUACACGCCGCAGCCGCAGCCCAAGGACAUGGUGAAGCCGCCCUACAGCUACAUCGCGCUCAUCACCAUGGCCAUCCAGAACGCGCCCGACAAGAAGAUCACCCUGAACGGCAUCUACCAGUUCAUCAUGGACCGCUUCCCCUUCUACCGGGACAACAAGCAGGGCUGGCAGAACAGCAUCCGCCACAACCUGUCGCUCAACGAGUGCUUCGUCAAGGUGCCCCGCGACGACAAGAAGCCGGGCAAGGGCAGCUACUGGACGCUCGACCCGGAUUCCUACAACAUGUUCGAGAACGGCAGCUUCCUGCGGCGGCGGCGCCGCUUCAAGAAGAAGGACGCGGUGAAGGACAAGGAGGAGAAGGACCGGCUGCACCUCAAGGAGCCGCCGGCGCCGCCGCCGCCGCCCGGCCGCCCGCCGCCCGCGCCCGCGCCCGCGCCCCCCGAGCCCGCCGACGGCGGCGCGCCCGGCCCGCAGCCGCCGCCCGUGCGCGUCCAGGACAUCAAGACCGAGAACGGUACGUGCCCCUCGCCGCCCCAGCCCCUGUCCCCGGCGGCCGCCGCCCUGGGCAGCGCCGCCGCCGCCGCCGUGCCCAAGAUCGAGAGCCCCGACAGCAGCAGCAGCAGCCUGUCCAGCGGCAGCAGCCCCCCGGGCGGCCUGGCCGCCGGCGCGCGGCCGCUCAGCCUGGACGGCGGCGCCGAGCCCGCGCCCCCGCCCGCGCCGCCCGCGCCGCCCGCGCCGCCGCCGCCGCCGCACCACAGCCAGGGCUUCAGCGUGGACAACAUCAUGACGUCGCUGCGGGGGUCCCCGCAGGGCGCGGCGGCCGAGCUGAGCCCCGGCCUGCUGGCCCCGACGGCCGGCUCGGCGGCGGCGCGCGCGGGCCUGGCGCCCCCGCUGGCGCUGGGCGCCUACUCGCCGGGCCCCGGCGCGCUCUACAGCUCCCCCUGCGGCCAGGGCGCGGGCGGCGGUGGCGCGGGGGGCGCGGGGGGCGCGGGCGGCGGCGGCGGCGGUGGCGGCGGCGGCGGCGGCGGCGGCGGGGCCGCGGGGGCCGCGGGGGGCGCGGGGACCUACCACUGCAACCUGCAGGCCAUGAGCCUGUACGCGGCCGGCGAGCGCGGCGGCCACCUGCAGAGCGCGCCCGGGGGCGCGGGCGGCCCGGCCGUGGACGACCCCCUGCCCGACUACUCGCUGCCGCCCGUCACCAGCAGCAGCUCGUCGUCCCUGAGCCACGGCGGCGGCGGCCAGGAGGCCGGCCACCACGCCGCCGCCCACCAGGGCCGCCUGACGUCGUGGUACCUGAACCAGGCGGGCGGAGACCUGGGCCACCUGGCCAGCGCGGCGGCGGCGGCGGCGGCCGCGGGCUACCCGGGCCAGCAGCAGAACUUCCACUCGGUGCGCGAGAUGUUCGAGUCGCAGCGCAUGGGCUUGAACAACUCGCCGGCCAACGGGAACAGUAGUUGUCAGAUGGCCUUUCCGUCCAGCCAGUCCCUGUACCGCACGUCGGGGGCCUUCGUCUACGACUGCAGCAAGUUCUGACGCCCCCCCUCGCCCCGCGCGCGCGCGCGCCCGCCCGCCGCCCCGCAGAGCCCCCCUGCACCGAAACCUCGAAGCCAGAACCGCCCCGAAGAACCAUCGGUGCAAAAUCGAAACCAAAGAGAGAGAAAGAGAGAGAGAGUGAGAGAGAGAAGCCCCCCCAAAUUCCAGUGAAAAGAGACUAAGAACAACCUUCAUCCGACCAGCGGACACAAUCUCUGCAAAGAUUCGACCCACCAGCAGCAAGAAAACUAUUUUCUUAAAAAAAAAAAAAAACCAAAACCAGAUAAUUUCAGAGCCACCUCCACCUUUGCCUUAUCUAAAUAAACAAACCCGUAAACUAUUUUGUACAGAGACAGCAGUCAUGGUUUAUUAAAGGACAGUGUUACUCCAGCUAACACGUAAGUCUCUUCUUUCUUCUCAGACAUCAGCGCUUCUCCAUCCCCUCCCUACCCGGGGCCCUCUGCCCUCUCCCGCCCCUCACCUCUCACCUGUAAGAUAUUUUAUCCUACGUGGAAAGGAGGGGGGAAAGUCCCCGUGUAUGGAAAAUCGCUUCCUUUUUAUUCAUGGACUUGUUUUAAAAUGUAAAUUGCAACAUAGUAAUUUAUUUUUAAUUUGUAGUUGGAAGUCGUGGACCAAACGCCAGAAAGUAUUUCCAAAACCUGACGUUAAAUUGCCUGAAACUUUAAAUUGUGCUUUUUUUUCAUUAUAAAAAGGGAAACUGUAUUCAUCUUAUUCUAUCAUCUUUACUUUUUUUUUGUCGAACAUAUUCGUUGUUUGUUUAUUAAUAAAUUGCCAUUCAGUUUGGAUGAGACUUUAUGUCUGGCUACUUUUAAUACUCUGAAUUAUCAUCAGGAGGAAAAAAAAAAUAUUUCAGAGAUUAAAACACUUUUAGAAAUGACCUGUUCUCUAUCUCUGACAAGAUGGAGAAACCCUCGGACUAUUCCUUGUCAAAGCUCACCUAAAAGCCUUUUUAUUUAAAUUGUUUUUUUGUCUCCCCUGCAAAAUGUACUAUAUAGUCGGCUUGCUUUGCGAUUAGUUAAAAAAAAAAAGAAAAAGAAAAAAAUAAGAUUUUUUUCUAAAGAGAUUCAACUCGGCAUUAAACAUAUACAUUAUCUCGGUAAUGACAGCACACAUUUGGCAAUUUUUAGCCUCUGAAUCAGCAGCUGUUCUAUCUCUGAUAUGUACCUGCAGGGUGCUCUGAUAUGUCCCUCUCCCCAAAUGGCUGUGAAUAUUUGGCUUUCCUAGCACAUAAAAAAUCCAUGUGCAUUAUACAUCCUGUAAGCCAAAUGGUGGCUAGAUUUUUUUUCCCCUAUUACUUUCAUUCCUUUGUAAGAGGAAAACUACAGCAGUUUAAAAAUACAUGUAUAUAAACUCCUCCACAUUUACAGUCCUUCCUGUGUUACAUAGAAGGAUUGAGGUGUUUUUAUUUUUUAUUUUUUUUAAUAUACUGUGGGUUGAAAAGGGAUAUUUAAUCUUUGGGAAACUUUUAGAAGCUAUGUUGUAGAACAAUUAUUAUUAUUUUGUUGUUAUUAUUAUUUGGGGGAAAGAUUUAAAGCAAUAACAAGCAGGAAGGAGAGAGGGCCAGAAACUUCGGGGUCUGGGGCAGGCUUUAUUCAAUCCAAUUUUUUCUUGCUAAUUUACAGUUAAACCUAGGGGGCAAUCCGGAUUGGCCCUCCCCCUUUGUAAAUAACCCAGGAAAUGUAAUAAAUUCAUUAUCUGAGGGUGAUCUGCCCUGUCAAUCAGACUUUGGGGAGAUGGCGAUUCGAUUACAGCCGGUCAGGGCCUUUAUUUGUUUUCGAGAUAAUACAGUUUCCUGCUAUCUGCUGUCGCUUAUCUAGAGCCAACAGUGAGCAGUAAUUGCUGUUGGUUGUUGUCAAAAUUUGAUCAUUGUUAACGGAUUGCUGCAAAUAAAUACACUCUAAUU
This is a messenger RNA of Sorex araneus (European shrew), 4072 nucleotides long. It is a transcript of the gene FOXC1, whose product is annotated as forkhead box C1. Gene Ontology annotation, molecular function: DNA-binding transcription factor activity, RNA polymerase II-specific; RNA polymerase II cis-regulatory region sequence-specific DNA binding. The coding region runs from base 418 to 2148 and encodes 576 amino acids. Gene Ontology annotation, biological process: regulation of transcription by RNA polymerase II; cell differentiation; anatomical structure morphogenesis. The transcript has a single exon. NCBI's taxonomy places the organism in Eukaryota, Metazoa, Chordata, Mammalia, Eulipotyphla, Soricidae. The record is from RefSeq and is a predicted model, not a curated record.